Syngnathus typhle (broad-nosed pipefish) is the source of this 2063-nucleotide messenger RNA. RefSeq names its product slc25a1 solute carrier family 25 member 1b (gene slc25a1b). The record is from RefSeq and is a predicted model, not a curated record. The transcript is spliced from 9 exons. Bases 269 to 1225 code for a protein of 318 amino acids. Lineage: Eukaryota; Metazoa; Chordata; Actinopteri; Syngnathiformes; Syngnathidae. Gene Ontology annotation, biological process: mitochondrial citrate transmembrane transport.
GCCCCGCGCCUGACUCGACGUUUACCAGCAAGGAGGCAGGCACGCAGGCAGCCAGCCAGCCAAGCACAGCAGAGGAAAAGUUGCCUGUCAAAAGUCCUCAACAAGGCCGAAAGAGAGAAGCGAGCGAGUGCAGUCCCAAGUCCAAUGGUCAGGGCCGAACGUUGCACUUUGGACCGCGCCCGGUGCACAAAGCUGCAGCGGGGCUGCAUGAGCUUUCAUCCCACGGCGCCGCACUGAGUACCGACCGACCGACCGACCGAUCGCAGUCAUGUCUGCACAGCCGCGCUUCGUGAACCCCUUCCACAGCAGGACGCACAGCCUGGCCGCCGCCGCCCCUGCAGGCAAGGCCAAGCUGACCCACCCUGGCAAGGCCAUCCUGGCAGGUGGCAUCGCGGGCGGCAUCGAGAUCUGCAUCACCUUCCCCACCGAGUACGUCAAGACGCAGCUGCAGCUGGACGAGAAGGCCAACCCGCCCAAGUUCAAGGGCAUCGGCGACUGCGUCAAGCAGACGGUCAGCGGCCACGGCGUCCGGGGUCUUUAUCGCGGGCUCAGCUCGCUGCUCUACGGCUCCAUCCCCAAAGCCGCCGUCAGGUUCGGCGUCUUUGAGUUCCUGAGCAACAAGAUGCGCGACGGCAGCGGCAAGCUGGACAGCAAACGCGGCUUCCUGUGCGGGCUGGGCGCCGGCGUGGCCGAGGCCGUCCUGGUCGUCUGCCCCAUGGAGACCGUCAAGGUCAAAUUCAUCCACGACCAGACCUCGGCCAACCCCAAGUACAAGGGAUUCUUUCAUGGCGUGCGCGAGAUCAUCAGAACGCAAGGACUUCGGGGCACGUACCAGGGUCUGACGGCCACCGUGCUCAAGCAAGGCUCCAACCAGGCCAUCCGCUUCUACGUCAUGACCUCGCUCAGGAACUGGUACAAAGGUGACAACCCCGACAAAUACAUCAACCCCUUAAUCACGGGAAUGUUCGGAGCGUUCGCCGGCGCCGCCAGCGUGUUGGGAAACACGCCGCUGGAUGUGAUCAAAACCCGAAUGCAGGGUCUGGAAGCGCACAAGUACAAAGGCACCGUGGACUGCGCCGUCAAGAUCAUGAAACACGAGGGGCCCCGGGGGUUCUACAAAGGGACCGUACCUCGCCUGGGUCGGGUGUGCUUGGACGUGGCCAUUGUCUUCAUCAUCUACGAAGAGGUGGUGAAGGUUCUCAACGUAGUUUGGAAGACAGACUGACACAGACGGACGGACACUUCUGGGUUCCUUCACUUUUUCGGCUGAAUUCUGAGCGGAGGCGUGCAAAUGAAAAGUGAUUUUUGAUUUUAUUUAAGGUAUAAUAGCGUGCAGCAGAAGCACCGUUGUCAGGAAAAGGCUUGUAACUCUGGAAGCGUUUGAACGGACGGCGGUGGCAACGACAACUUUCUUUUAAAAAGAGGCAAGAAAGCAGGUGACGCGUGGAAGGACCAAGAAAUGAUACUUGAAGAUUCCUCUUAUGUAUGCAAUUAGCUAGACGAUGCUCUGGAAAGGAUUCAGCUGUCAAAGUGCCUCUUAGGUUUUUCUUUGUUUCACCAUUCCAGUCAGUGUCAUCUGAUUAUAUGAAAGAAUGAUUUAUGAUCACAAAAUUCCACUAAUUGUGCCUUCUAUGCCAUUCCGCCAAAUCUGGGUGUUUUUAAGAGUUUUUAUCAGAUGAACGAAAUGAUAUUAAUUGCCUUUUUUUUUUAAAUGUCUAGUGUGCCACAUCAGAGUUUGGAUGUGCGUUGGGUGCACAUGCUACUUCAGGUGUUUACUUGAUAACCUCAGCGCAGGCCCGGCCUGGCCUGGCCUAGUCUGACCUUGGCCUGGCCUAGUCUGACCUUGGCCUGGCCUAGUCUGACCUUGGCCUGGCCUACACGUACCUACCUGUAUACAGUAUAUGCCUUAAUCAUGACUAACAUAUUCCAUUACGCAGGGCUUCUUCAAGUUUUUGGGAAGAUUCUCUUCCUGGUUGUUCAUUCCUGUGCCUUAAGUCUUUCUCACUGGUUAUGCUGUAAGGGCUGACAAAGAAAAAUAAACUAUGGCUCUUAUUGAAAAAGUU